AUGGCGAAGACAUUGAACGAUCUUCCCGAGGAACUUCUCAUUAUGAUAGUCCGAGAAGUACGGAAGCUCCGUAAGGAACCAGGUAAGAGUACAAUGGAAAGUACAAUGGACUCGACUCAGCGCUCCUUCACUGAUCUGCUCAACAUGUCCCUCACCAGCCGACGCCAUCACGCCAUCGGGAUGCCUAUGUUGAACAGCGUUCUCAUUGCCAUUAUAAGACUCUUCCUACCUCCUUGGCAUCCGAAUAUGCCCAAACUGGACACGCGUGGUAAAUCGAUCCAGCUGAGGGAAUAUGUCGAGAAUAUCCGUCUCGCUGGCCCUUUCACAAACGCCCAAGACUCCUUGGCAGCUUCCCUCGCUUACGAUGCAUACACGGGGCUUUGGACGAAUCAGUUUGAUAUCCGCCCGGAUUGGGUCCCCGGCCUGCGAGACGAUUUACAGACGUACAUGUGGCAUGAACAGACGGCUUUGUUGUGUAAACUGAAAAGCUACUAUCCGGAUUUGAUUGCUCUGAAGUUUGUUGAAGAGAGUAAUGUAUUUGAGGUCUCAACUGUUGAGAAAGAGAAUGAUGCGGUUGCAGGCGAGGAGAAUGGGGCUGUUCAAGUAGAGAAUGCGACGGGUUGA
Messenger RNA from Bacidia gigantensis, 624 nucleotides. RefSeq lists its product as uncharacterized. The transcript is spliced from 2 exons. The record is from RefSeq and is a predicted model, not a curated record. NCBI's taxonomy places the organism in Eukaryota, Fungi, Ascomycota, Lecanoromycetes, Lecanorales, Ramalinaceae. Bases 1 to 624 code for a protein of 207 amino acids.